GGGCGCGGGCCGGGGCCGGGGCCGGGGCCGGGGCCGAGGCCGAGCCGGCAGCCGCCAUGCCGAAGGUGAAGGCGGGGAAGCGGCCGCGGCUGGAACGCCAGGAGAGCCGCGCCGCCGGCAUCCUCUUCAACACCGGCGCCGGGCAGCACAUCCUGAAGAACCCCCUCGUCGUCAACAGCAUCAUCGAGAAGGCAGCCCUACGACGCACAGAUGUCAUCCUGGAAGUGGGCCCAGGGACUGGGAACCUGACAGUAAAGAUGUUGGAGAAAGUAAAAAAAGUUAUUGCUUGUGAAAUUGACCCGAGACUUGUUGGUGAACUUCAGAAGAGAGUCCAGGGCACGCCUCUGGCAAACAAACUUGAAAUCAAGGUUGGCGAUAUCUUGAAGACAGACUUGCCGUUCUUUGAUGCAUGUGUGGCUAACCUGCCUUACCAGAUUUCUUCACCUUUUGUUUUCAAGCUGUUGCUUCAUAGACCUUUUUUCAGAUGUGCAGUACUCAUGUUUCAAAGGGAGUUUGCUCUUCGUUUGGUUGCAAAACCAGGAACUAAACUGUACUGCAGACUCUCCAUUAAUACUCAGUUAUUAGCUCGAGUGGAUCAUCUGAUGAAGGUUGGUAAGAACAACUUCAGGCCUCCUCCCAAAGUUGAAUCCAGUGUUGUCAGAAUAGAGCCAAAGAACCCACCACCACCUAUCAACUUCCAGGAGUGGGAUGGUCUGGUAAGGAUAGCUUUUGUUAGGAAAAACAAGACACUCUCCGCAGCAUUUAAGUCGAGUGCUGUAGAGCAGUUGCUGGAUCAUAAUUACCGAAUUCAUUGUUCCUUACAUAACACAGAAAUACCUGAAAACUUCAAAAUUGCAGAGAAAAUACAGACAGUCCUGAAAAACACAGGUUAUUCUGAAAAGCGAGCCCGUUCAAUGGAUAUAGAUGAUUUCAUUAGACUGCUGCAUGGCUUCAAUUCAGAAGGCAUCCACUUCUCAUAGAUUCUACCAGAAGAAUGAAAGAUGUAUUUUGUCACUGCAGUCUUACCGGAACUAGAGUGAUUGCAGUGGGACAAGCUCUUCUCACAAAAGCAACAAAGAGAACACGAUGCACACUCUUGGGAAAACCUUAUACGCAGUUUUAUCAUGGAGAGCAAGAAAGAAGCUCCUGCUCUGUGUUUUAAAAUCAGUAAAAUCUUAAAGGACUGAAGUGAGGUGCUGGGCUUCCAUGUGACAGGGGAUUUUUAAAAGUGACAUGGAUUGAUGCUGCCAUAAUUGAAAUCUCUGCUCUCUCCAGAUACUUCACUUCAGUGUACUCUUGCACAAUAUUCAACAGCACAUCAUCUAAGUCUGGUCUGGGCAACAAAACCAGAAUUGUGGUCAUUCCAUUUGUUUGGAGGGUUUUUGUUUGCUUUAAAGUGUAUUUAAACACCUCCUUUUGAUUUGAAAUGCCUGUCUCAUUUGUCAUCUAGUAGCAACACCCCUUCCACAUCUGCUAGUAAUCUGCGUCUCUUGGAGAAAUUCCAGUAACUGUUUCUCAGCAACAAAAGCAUUUAUCUUGUGGGCUUGGUAUUGUUUACAAAAACAUCACUGAGAUACCAAAAA
This is a messenger RNA of Colius striatus (speckled mousebird), 1583 nucleotides long. RefSeq names its product DIM1 rRNA methyltransferase and ribosome maturation factor (gene DIMT1). The coding region runs from base 57 to 980 and encodes 307 amino acids. Gene Ontology annotation, biological process: rRNA methylation. Gene Ontology annotation, cellular component: mitochondrial matrix. Gene Ontology annotation, molecular function: rRNA (adenine-N6,N6-)-dimethyltransferase activity. Lineage: Eukaryota; Metazoa; Chordata; Aves; Coliiformes; Coliidae. The transcript has 12 exons. The record is from RefSeq and is a predicted model, not a curated record.